This is a messenger RNA of Photinus pyralis (common eastern firefly), 2001 nucleotides long. Its product is annotated as medium-chain acyl-CoA ligase ACSF2, mitochondrial-like. The transcript has 9 exons. The record is from RefSeq and is a predicted model, not a curated record. NCBI's taxonomy places the organism in Eukaryota, Metazoa, Arthropoda, Insecta, Coleoptera, Lampyridae. Gene Ontology annotation, molecular function: medium-chain fatty acid-CoA ligase activity. Gene Ontology annotation, biological process: fatty acid metabolic process. Bases 147 to 1823 code for a protein of 558 amino acids.
UAAUUUAAAAAAUGUACUUGCGCAAUAUUUAUCGACUUGACCUCGGUCGUCACGGAUAGGAUCACUGUACCCACUCCUAAGCAAGUAGUAUCGUCAGUAUUUUUACUUUACAACUCUUAACUCGCCAACACUUGACUUUUAAAAAGAUGAUACGUACAAGCAAUCUCCCAAGCUACAUUCACAAUCCUGGAAGUAGCCCACUGAAAUAUAUGACAAUUGGGAGCCUGGUAGAGGAAGCUGCAAAAACAUAUGACCAAGUCACUGCCCUCGUGUCUGGAUUUGACAGGAGAAGGUUAACGUACGCUGAAGUUUUGAGGCAAUCUGACAAAUUAGCCGCAGGAUUGCUCUCUUUGGGUUUGAAGAAAGGGGAUCGAAUCGGAUUAUGGGCGCCCAACAUUGCCGAAUGGGCUAUUGCGUUUUUUGCUUCCGCUCGUGCAGGGUUUAUAACGGUGGCAUUGAACCCGACCUAUCAAGCCGAUGAGUUGAGGUAUUGUUUAAACAAAUGUGGCGUAAAAGCGCUGAUUUGUAUGGACGAAUACAAAUCGUUAAACUUUUACGAUAUACUAUGCCGUUUAUUGCCAGAAUUAAAAACAUGCGACGCCAAAAGCUUCAGCUCCGACAUCGUUCCCACGCUAAAGACUGUUAUUAGCAUUUCCCAUACAAUGCUCAGUGGCGCUUAUAACUACUAUCAAGUUGUGGAGAUGGCAAAUUUGGCGGAUGUUACAAAGAUUGGGGAGGAUCAAAGGAGUAUUUCCCCAGACGAUAUCUGCAAUAUCCAAUAUUCUUCGGGGACAACUGGGAAACCGAAAGGAAUUUGUUUAAAUCAUUUGCAGAUGGUGAAUAACGGCUACUACAUUGGGAAAACUUUAGAAUUGAACACCGAAAAUCACAGAUUGUGCGUACAAGUACCCCUUUUUCAUGUUUUUGGAAUGGUGGUCUGUAUUAUGCCUUCGUUUCAUUUUGGUGGGACUUUAGUGUUACCUUCUCCAAUGUACAGUCCGACGUCUAACCUAAUGGCAAUUGAGCAGGAAAGGUGCAAUGUGAUCUUUGGAACGCCCACAAUGUAUCACGAUUUAAUAAACUUACAAAGCGAAUGUAACAGAACCAUAAACCUGUCCAAAGCAUUGAUCGGUGCAGCGGCUUGGUCCCCAAAGUUAUUGUACAACAUGAAAGAAGUACUGAAAAUAAAACAUAUUGUGGCAGCUUAUGGGGCAACCGAAACCACAGCAAUAGUCUUUCUCUCCAUGAUGGACUGUGAUAAACUCGAAACGAAAACGGUGGGUAAAAUUGGAGAAUGCAUCGAGGCCAAAGUGGUCGACACCAACGGACAGACGCUACCCUUCGGUGCACCCGGCGAACUGUGCAUCAGAGGAUACGUGACCAUGGCGGAUUAUUGGGGAGAACCUGAUAAGACGAAGGAAGUUAUGGACAGUCAACGUUGGUUAAAGACCGGAGAUCGAUUUAUAUUGCACGAAGAUGGGUCCGGCGAGGUCGUUGGUAGGUUAAAAGAUGUCGUCAUUAGAGGUGGCGAGAACAUAUUUCCACGAGAAGUCGAGGAUUUUAUCAGUAAUCAUCCCCACAUUAACGAAGUUCAUGUCAUCGGUGUCGAUAACGAACGUCUUGGUGAAGAACUGUGUGCCUGCGUUCAGUUGAGGAGGGGAUCUGAUUUAGACCUGGACGAGUUGACUGAAUUUUGCAAGGGAAGAAUUGCGAACUACAAAAUUCCCAGUCAACUUCGGAUCGUAGAGAGCUUUCCCAAAACCGCGUCCGGAAAAAUUCAAAAAUACGUGCUGCGACAACAAUUCAAUUGUGUUCAGCUUUGACUGAUGAUACAGUAAAACCUGUAGGUAUGUUCCGAAAGCCAGCAGAGUGUGCUGUGUAUAUAAGUAUUAACUAAUGUUAUCAUUUGCUUUCUCUGUAUAUUUGUUUAAAUCUAAAAUUAAGCAUUUAUAUCACAAAGGUCAAGGGAAGAUUGGGGAAAUAAAGAGGGGUCAAAAUAUA